Messenger RNA from Salvia splendens (bonfire salvia), 2527 nucleotides. RefSeq names its product pentatricopeptide repeat-containing protein At1g18485. Gene Ontology annotation, biological process: RNA modification. Gene Ontology annotation, molecular function: protein binding; RNA binding. The record is from RefSeq and is a predicted model, not a curated record. The transcript has a single exon. The coding region runs from base 1 to 2430 and encodes 809 amino acids. Lineage: Eukaryota; Viridiplantae; Streptophyta; Magnoliopsida; Lamiales; Lamiaceae.
AUGCUCCACCAUUCCCAUUUCCUCCACACCCACACUCACACUCACACUCACACCUUCCUCCGCCGUCUCUCUCUCCUCUCCCUCUCCCCAUCCCCUCCCCAAUGCCCCAAUCUCCUCCCCCUCCUCGCCGCCUCCCGCUCCCUCCCCGCCACCCAGCGCCUCCACGCCCUCGCCCUCCUCCACGGCCUCCUCCCCUCCAGCGUCUCCCUCGCCGCCGCCCUCAUCCUCUCCUACGCCGCCCACGCCUCCUCCCCCCCUCACACCCUCCUCUCCCUCUUCUCCCCCUCCGCCCCCUUCUCCACCUCCAGCUUCCUCCACAACACCCUAAUCCGCUCCUCCACGCUCCUCCCCGCCGCCUCCGAUCUCGGAUUCGCCGCCUACAACCAUUUACUCGCCGCAACUCCUUUUUUUCCAGACGACUACACCUUCCCCUUCGCGCUCAAGCUCUGCGCCGAUUCCCGCCGCUUGUCGAAGGGGAUAGAAAUCCACGCGAGGCUGAUUAAAGCUGGACUUGAUGGAGAUUUGUUUGUGAAUAACACCCUGAUUUUAUUCUACGGUAGCUGUGACGAAUUGAGGAGUGCGGAUAAAGUGUUUGAUGAAAUGCCGGUUAGAGAUUUGAUAUCAUGGAAUACAGUUAUUCGGGUUUUUUCGGAUGAUUACUGUUUUUCAAAAUCAAUUGGUUUGUUUAGGGAUAUGUUUCUAAAGUCUGAUUUCUUGCCAAAUGUGAUUAGUGUUGUGAGUGUUUUGCCAGCGUGUGCUGCGUUGGAGGACGAGAGGUUUGUCCGUUUGAUACAUUGUUACGCGAUCAAGGCGUGUUUGGGUGGCGAAACGAAGGUUGGAAACGCGUUGGUUGACGCAUAUGGCAAGUGUGGGAAUUUGAGGGCUUCUGAGAGAGUUUUUCGUGAGAUGGAUGAGAGAAAUGAGGUUUCUUGGAAUUCGAUUAUUGGUGGUUUUUCGUAUAGGGGUUUAACGAGAGAUGCGUUGGAUUGUUUUAGAUCGAUGAUCGUUGAGGGUGUGAGAUUGAACACUGUGACGAUUGCUACAAUCUUGCCGUUGAUAUCGGAGCUGAAUCUGUUCAAUGAGGGCUCACAGCUUCACGGAUUCAGUGUGAAAUCGAACAUGGAUUGUGAUGUCUUCGUUGCUAAUGCGUUGAUUGACAUGUAUGGCAAAUGGAAGCGUAUGAGUGAGGCUUGGGAGGUCUUCUACGCGAUUGAUGCAAAGAACAUAGUGUCGUGGAACACGAUGAUCGGGAACAUGACACAGAACGGGCUUGCAACGGAAGCUAUAGAGCUAGUUAGAGAAAUGCAAGCUCAUGGUGAAGUUCCUAAUUCCAUUACUCUGACCAAUGUUCUUCCUGCUUGUGGGAGAGUCGGCUCUCUUCGUCGUGGCAGAGAAUUGCACGCUAGGUGUGUCCGUUUCUGGCCAGCAUUUGAGCUAUUUGUCUCAAAUGCUUUGACAGACAUGUAUGCCAAGUGUGGUCGCCUCGACCUUGCUCAGGCUAUGUUUGACAUAUCGCCCAGGGAUAAGGUGUCGUACAACAUCCUCAUCGCUGGCUACUCUCAGACGAGCCAGAGCUCGAAAUCUAUAACCUUAUUCCGAGAGAUGGAAAUGGUGGGGAUGAGUCAUGACACUGUUUCCUACACCGGAGUCUUGGCUGCCUGCGCGAACAUGUCCGCGUCUGAGGCAGGGAGGCAGAUUCACGCGCUGGCCGUGAUUAGGAUGUUUGACGAGCAUCUCUUCGUUGCAAACUCGCUGUUGGACAUGUACACUAAGUGUGGGCGGAUUGACAUUGCGAUGAAGGUGUUUGAUCUGAUCCCGGUUAAGGAUACUGCUUCGUGGAACACGGUGAUUUUAGGAUUCGGGAUGCUCGGGGAGUUCGAGGCCGCAGUCAAGCUCUUCAAAUCCAUGAAGGAGGAUGGCGUCCGACACGACUCUGUUUCUUACAUAGCAGUGCUGUCGGCCUGCAGCCACGGCGGCCUAGUCAGGACGGGGAGGGAGAUCUUCGACGAUAUGUUGGUGCAAGGCGUGGCGCCAUCGGAGAUGCAUUAUUCUUGCGUGGUGGAUCUUCUAGGGCGCAACGGGCUUAUGGAGGAGGCGGUGGGGGUUGUUAGGGGCAUGCCGGUCGAGCCAGGGGCGAACACGUGGGGGGCGUUGCUCGGGGCUAGUCGGGUUCAUGGGAACGUGGAGGUGGGGUGCUGGGCUGCGGAGAGGCUUCUUGAGCUGCAGCCGGAUCAUCCCGGGUACUACGUGGUGCUGUCGAACAUGUACGCGGAGGCCGGGAGGUGGGGCGAGGCGGAUCGGGUUAGGAAGGUGAUGAGUUUGAGAAGAGUGAAGAAGAAAGCUGGGUGCAGUUGGGUUGAGAGUGAAGAUCAGAUGCAUGGUUUUGUUGCUGGAGACAGAUUUGAUCCGUAUGUAGCAUUCAAUAUGUGAACAUUUUUUUUUCUAAAUCAAGAUUAAGAUAUUGCUUUGUAGUUUGAUUUUUAACCAAUUUUGGAUGUAUAGUAUAGUAAAGGCCAAUUUUGCCAUA